Molecule: messenger RNA, 1409 nt
Organism: Drosophila miranda
Lineage: Eukaryota; Metazoa; Arthropoda; Insecta; Diptera; Drosophilidae
Product: spore coat protein SP96-like
Exons: 4
Coding region: 221-1300 (359 amino acids)
Source: RefSeq, a predicted model, not a curated record
AGUCUGUGCGCCGUUAUCGUAAAAAAAGCCUGCAAAAAGCGAGUAGAUCUCUGCAGUGAAUGUGAAAAAAAGAGUUGCAAGUGAAAAUUCCAACAAAAAGCAGCAAACACACACACACACAAGACACUGCCGCACAUUCAGGCCGAUGUAUGUGUGUCGCUCUUUGGACGCAAUUUUGGUAGCAGGACAGUGGAGCUAAGGGAAUCUGGGCCCCGAGUGAAUGGUAGAGUGCACUUUGCGACUCUCAGACUCGACUUCCCCGAAAAACGGAGCAUUUAAAAUAGCACAAGAGAGAUCCCAUCGCCGGCGACGUCAAUCGGAGGGUUCUGGAGCCGACGAUGAUGACUACGAGUAUGAAGAUGAGGGAGAGGAUGCUAUUGAGCCAAGCACGGAAGUUCCCGCGGUGACUACGCAUGCGCAUCGUCAUCAUCAUGGAGUGUCGGAGGGGGAUUCUGCCUCUGCGUCUGCCACGCCCUCGGUGGCCAGUGUGGAGGAGGAGAUCGAGGAGAGCGUCUCCAAGCUGGAGUCCGUGAUAAGCAAGACUAUUGAGAAUACGAAGAACAUCAAGGAGCUGGUCCCAGUGCUCGAGCCAUCGUCCGUCGAUGAGGGUGGUGCUGGUGCUGACGAUGAUGAUGAUGUAGAGGAUGUGGAACUCCAGCAAUUGGGCGCCGCUGCAGGGAAAUUCCAGGAAAAUGAUGUGGACACCACCACAGCGGCUGCCGCAACAGCCACAACUGGGAUGCCUGGCUCUGCCACGGACAUGGUAAAGUCCAGUUACAUGGAGGAGGAAGCAGGGAAUCAGGUGGAUGCCGUUGCCGUGGAUACUGUUACCACAUUCAGCACCGCUGAUAACACCACACCCCCACCCAUAUCGCCCCCCACCCCACCACAGCACAGCAGCAGCAAUAGCAAGCAGAAGCCAUUCUCACCCUAUGAUGCCACCUCCUCAGUGUCAGUGUCCUCCUCCUCUGUUGUGCCAUCAAUCGAAGCUGUUGAAACGUCUUCGUUGCCAUCCAUGUCCACCUCUACAUCGGCCACAGGGACCUGCUCACCCUCAUCCUCACCCUCAAACUCAUCCCCAUCCUCUCACAUUGUUGCCAUCACAGACAUUGUAUUAGACAACAACAACCAUAAAAACAACAACAAUACUCUAACAACUCCAUCAUCAUCUGCAUCAUCAUCAUCUGCAACAACAACAACUAAAACAAUCACACCAACAGCAACAAUGUCAACUACAACAACAGCAACAACAACACUGUCUGAAAUGUCGCCAAAGGUAAAUGAUGUCGCUUUUGUGUGAACGCGCCCGUGAUUGUGUGUGUUGUCUCUCUUGUCUACUGUCUCUUGUCGUUGUCACAUCUAAGCUGUUGUCCUCCCUCCCCCUCUUUAUGUGAGUGUGUGUGUCUCCU